AUGCUGUUUCUUGCCACACUGUUCUUAGCGACUACGACAGCCUAUGCUAGUACGCUAGAUCAGGCCUCCAAUUUCCCUGUCUCUCCGGAGCUUGCCGUUCAAUAUGGUUGCGGAAGAAGUUGUCAAGUAUACCUCAAUACAACCCAAGCUAAGGAUCUGGAAGACUUUGAUACCCCCUUGGACUUCGAUUUCUAUGCUACAGCCCACAAUUUCUCCGGGUCCCAGCCAGGCGACGUUUUGAAAGUGGUACCAGUCCACCCUAGGCUCAUGCAAAUCCCUGGCGGUAUCGCUACAUACAAAAUUCAGUACACAUCAGUUGACCUUGACAACUGUACCAUUCCUGCUACUGCGUUUAUUACCUUUCCAUUCGUUCGCCAAAGCAACCCAUUCAAGCUUGUCGCGUUCGCACAUGGAACGUCGGGCGUAUUCCGAGGCUGCGCUCCAUCGACCUCCUCAAACCUUUUUGACUAUGACACCUGGAUCCCUUUACUGUUUGCAGGAUAUGCCGUUGUUGGAACAGACUACGCUGGCCUGGGAAACAGUUACACGAGGCAUAAGUACAUCGCUGCCAGUGCCAAUGCAAACGACAUCUACUGGUCAGUCAUUGCAGCCAAGAAAGCGUUUUCCCACGUUCUAUCCGAGAAAUGGGUGUCUAUCGGUCACUCUCAAGGCGGAGGGGCGUCCUGGAAGCUGUCGGAAAAGGGACUAGUGCAGAAGAAGGACAGUGGCUAUCUGGGAGGGAUCGCGAUUGCUCCUAACACUCACAUAUACGACGCUCUUCUUGAAGGGCUUGAUCAACUCCAGGAUCUUUCCCGUGACCAGCUUCAAGAUUCUGGUUCCGCCGCAUACCUUCCCUCAGUCUACUUCGCUCUGAAGGCUGUUUAUCCCAAUUACACGGCACCUUGGCUGUCCGAACUCGCAAAACGACGGAUUGAGCUGGGAGAGCGCGCUCAGCUCUGCGCGGCUGCCUUGCCUGCCGUCGUGAGAGACCUUAAUGCGUCGCAACUUUUCUCAAAUAACGAUCUUACCGGUCUCUCUCGCAUCAAGGAUUUCCAAGACCUGAACGCCCCUGCACAGGGGGACAAGGCUUCGAGGCCUCUUCUUGUGAUUGUGGGAGCAAAUGACACCACUGUACUCCCGAGCAUCACUACUAAAGCGUACAAAAAGAGCUGCAAGGCCGGAAAUGCUGUCCGCCUGAGCAUUUACCCCGAGUUAGAGCAUUCGGCAGUGUUUGGGGCUUCUGCGCCAGAAUGGCUCGGUUUUAUCGACGACUUGUUUCGUGGUCGCGGUUUCUGCAGCUGCACUAUGGAAACUAUGGAUCCUUUCGAUGCGUCUCACGCUACCAAGCCUCUGGAAGGCUAG
This is a messenger RNA of Aspergillus melleus, 1362 nucleotides long. RefSeq names its product alpha/beta hydrolase family protein. Gene Ontology annotation, molecular function: triacylglycerol lipase activity. Gene Ontology annotation, biological process: lipid catabolic process. The record is from RefSeq and is a predicted model, not a curated record. The transcript has a single exon. Lineage: Eukaryota; Fungi; Ascomycota; Eurotiomycetes; Eurotiales; Aspergillaceae. The coding region runs from base 1 to 1362 and encodes 453 amino acids.